Rotaria sp. Silwood2 is the source of this 2508-nucleotide messenger RNA. Lineage: Eukaryota; Metazoa; Rotifera; Eurotatoria; Philodinida; Philodinidae. The record is from the annotation of a GenBank genome assembly.
AUGGAUCCUUCAAGAUCUACAUCAAAUUCUCAACCAAAUACUUUUCUUUCUACAUAUGACCCAACAAAUAUUGAUAGUCCAGGCUUUGAUCCUGAAACAUAUGUUACAAAAUUAUUACGUGAAUCACGUUUAACACAAUUAAUUGAUAAAGAACAAUUAUUAACAAAACAAAUAAAAACUUUAGAUAAUGAAAUGCAAACACUUGUUUAUGAAAAUUAUAAUAAAUUUAUAUCAGCAACAGAUACAAUUCGUCAAAUGAAAAAAGAUUUUAAAACAAUGGAAGAUGAAAUGACACAUCUUAUAUCAACAAUGAGUACAAUUAAUUCAAAUAAUCGUCAAAUACAUUUAACACUCGAUAAUCGACGUCAAGAAAUACGAAAAUUAACAAGUAUACAUUUAUUAUUACAAAAAUUACAAUAUUUAUUUCAAUUACCAAAUAAAUUAAAAGAAUAUGCCGAUGAUAAUCAAUAUGAUUUAGCUGUAAAUACAUAUACAAAAGCAUUAAAAGCAUUACAAAAAUAUGAACAUGUACCAUCAUUUAAUCAUAUUCAACAAACAUGUAGAGAAACAAUGAAUACUAUACGUGAUGAACUUAAAACAAGAUUUGAUCAACAACAAACAACAUCAAAUAAUGUAGUCAAAUUAUUACUUCAAUUAGGUGAAUCAUCUGAUUAUCUUGCUCAACAAUAUCUCUUCCAAAAUAAACAAAGACUUGAACAACCAUUAGAAUUAAUGAAACAACAACUUAUUGUUGCUGAAAAUCAAUUAGGAUCAACAACUUCAAAUUCAGUUACACAACAAAUGCAUCCAAUGGAUAUUCUUGAAUUUGUUGAUACAAGUUAUAAUUCUUAUAUAAAAAAUCUUCAUGAAUUUGUUGAAUCUUAUGAAUUAUUAUUUAUACGAAAUUCAUCUAGUGCAUCUUCAUCGCCAAGUUUAGAUGAUGAAUAUAAAGAACGUUGUAAACAUUAUUUAGAAGAAUAUUUACUUGAACUUUAUUCGAAUUAUAUAAAAUUUAUUCAUGAUUUAUUUCAAUCGAAAUAUUAUGGACAAGAUGAUGAUAUACAAUUAUAUGUACGUGCUAUAGAUAGAUUUUUACGUCGUUCAUCAAGUGAUAUAUAUAAAUAUUUAUUAACUCAACAUGCAUUAGAAAAAAUGCGUUUAAUGCUUGAUACAUUUUUAAAAUUUGCUAUUGAAUGUCGUUUAAAAUUUUAUCAUUUAUAUAUUGAUCGACAUUUUCAUGAUCAAAUUAUUGAAUUAAGAAAAUCAUUAACUAUUAUUCAAACAACAACAAAUGAACAAUUACAAUCAACAUCAAUUGAAAAUCAACAAUUACAACUUAAUUUAUCACAAUGUGUUGAUAAAAUGCUUAAACAAUUAACAAAUGAUAUUAAAAUAACAUUUCAAAAUUUAUCAACAUUUCUUGAUGGUACAGAAAUGAUUGGUCAUACAGGAAAAAAGAAUUUAUUUAUUAAACAAUUUGCUACAAAUCAUGUAUGGAAUGGAUUUUUUUUAACAUUACUUCAUCGUUUAAUAACUUAUUUUGAACAUGAAUAUACAACAGCAAGUAAUAAUUCAACAAUAAUAAGACAUGAACAAUCAUCACCACCAAUUCUUUUACUUAUGUUAAGUAAAUUAAUACUUGAUUUUGAUUCAAGUUCAAUACCUUAUUUAUGUACUGUAUUUGAAGAAAAAUUUAAUUUAAUUCUUGAAAAUAAUCUACGAGGUGAUAAUCAAAAAAGUGGAUCAUCAUCAAUAGAUCGUUCAACAUUAUCAACCAUUCAAAAACAAUUUAAUAUUAUUGCCAAACAAUUACUCAAACAAUACAUUUGUUCUCAAGGUUAUACUCUUUCUCAAAUGCUUCGUAAAUCAAUUGAAACUCGUGAUUGGCUUAAUACAAUUGAACCAAGACAUGUUCGUUCAGUAAUGAAACGUAUUAUUGAAGAUUUAACUCAAAUAGAUAAACAUGUUAAAAUGCUUUAUCAUGAUCAACAAUCAUCAGCACCAAUAACAUCAUCAUCAUCAUCGUAUGGUCGUUAUUCUCAUCGUUCAAAUUUAAUUAGUGGAGGAGGACGAAGUUCUGAUGGUGGUCGUCGUACAAUAAUAAUGCCACGUAGUUCAGCACUUGAUCGAACAACAAGUGGUGGACCAGGUAGUUCAGGUGGUUCAACGGGAAAUCUUCAACUUAAUUUUCAUAAAGUAUUCAAUGAAAAAUUAGAUAUAUUUAUUGAUUUACAAUUUCAAAAAACUUCUAUUUUAUCAAGUAUAAUUAAAUUACUUUUAAAAACAUAUUUAGAAUGUAUUCGUUUAAAAACAUUUUCACGUUAUGGUUUACAACAAGUACAAGUUGAUAUUAAUUAUCUAUAUAAUUAUCUUUGGUCAUUUGUUAAUAAUGAUGAUAGAUUUAUAACAAAUUUACUUGAAGAAAUUGUUAGUAGUACAGCUAUGAGAUGUUUAGAUCCUAUUCUUAUGGAAGCUAGUGUUAUUACUGUAAUUUGUGAAGGAAAUUAA